Messenger RNA from Rhipicephalus sanguineus (brown dog tick), 2265 nucleotides. RefSeq lists its product as uncharacterized. NCBI's taxonomy places the organism in Eukaryota, Metazoa, Arthropoda, Arachnida, Ixodida, Ixodidae. The coding region runs from base 442 to 1392 and encodes 316 amino acids. The record is from RefSeq and is a predicted model, not a curated record. The transcript has 6 exons.
GCGCGGGCUUGGCAGACCGCGUGUCCCCACGCGGGCUCUCAAAAGGAGCCGAAAUCGACUCGCUAGCGCGAGUGAGCGCCGGGCUGCGGUCGAAGAUGCGUCACUCGGCUUAGCGCGUCCCCCUCAAACGGCAGCGACGAUGAGGCGACCGCGAAGACCGUCGUCGUGCUCGUUGGCUGCUGCGGCGGGACAUCGUCUGGGCCCGCGCUGUGUUUUGCCGCCGUUGACAUCUCCGCGAGUUUCCUGAGCUCAUCUCGCCGUUGUAUUAUAAGUUUUUUUCCGGAGUAUAUUGGACAAGCUGAUACCUUCCGGGCUACAUACGUCACAUGGCACACGUGCGGUGGUACGUGAGGAGGCUCGGGACUUGGCAGCGGCCUUGACCCCUUCUGUUUCUCCGGACAGGAGAUAAUAGACGCGGUGCCUACAAACUUUUGCCAGGCGAUGAAGUGCCAUCUGUGUGCUAUCUCCCUCUUCAUGCUGCUGUCGCUGCUAGGUUUGUGCCGUGCCGUCACCAUCCGACGCCUCAUCGUGCCACGCUGGGUGCGCAACGGAACCGAGACGCCCGCGGUACUGGACUGUGAGUACGUGUACAACGAGAACGACCUGAAGCUGGUAGUGAAGUGGUUCUUCAACGAUGGACCCGAGCCGGUGUACCAGUGGAUACCCGAGAUGCGCGUCCGCGAGGCGUUCGGUGUUUUACAGGGACGCCUGGACGACACGUUUUCCGUUAGUUCCCGCGACAUGUACUCGCAGUACCGCGCCAUCCGCAUCUUGAGGCCCACCUGGGAACUGAGCGGCAAGUACACCUGCGUGGUCACUUCGCUCGCUGGUCAGGACGCCCGUCAUCAGGACAUGACUGUCUUUGUGCCUGCCAGGUCUUUCUCCUUCAACUACAGCAGUACUGCGUCUGCGCUAGACGAACAGACACGGUCACGUUCCGCGGAAACAACCGUGAGGCUGCUGUGCGUCGCACGGGGCACGUACCCGAGGCCGGACCUCAGGCUUUUUCUCAUCAGGCGAGGAGCCAGGAGGGCAGCGGGUGACGUCGGCAUUCGGACCUACACGACGGCCACGAUAGAAGAUGGCCUCUUUGACGUUGCCCUUCACGCCGACAUGAACGAAGGCCAGCUGUCCACGCUGGCCGAUCUCUUUGAGUGCGUGUUGGAGAUCCCGUACAGUAACUACGUAAUGACGCGCAAGAUGAGUCUCGCACAUGAACUUACCUGGGGAGCUUAUGGUUCUUCUCCAGCUUCCUGCGGCCCAGUCCUGUCGCUUUACUGCAUUGUCCUGAGCUUAAGCAUCUAUAUUGUUACUACGUCACAUAGAAAUGGUUGCAGCGAUGGAAGGGGCAACAUAUUUGAAGGCUUCCGAAAGAAAGAAGAGGACACGUAGCGCUUCUGGACACGGAGACGGUGCGCGAUAUUGUGAAUGUUUAUGCGAACCCAAGUGCGGAUUCGUGAACAAGGUGCCACUUUCAGGAGAACCAAGUCGUCGCCAAGCAGUGUGUCACUGUGCAGGUGCCUAACUGCGUGAAAUGUCACAUGAGUGCCCUACGUAUGCCUGAGAGAUCAGUGACAUUUGCGAUGGCAACGUGUCAAUGCCUGCUGUGUGGGAGUGCUUGGCUCACCAGAUUACACCAUCGUCCAGUGUUGUUAGCGCAUCUGUUGCGCUACGCCACCAACACAAUUGGAUCCAGCUACCAGGAGAGGUUAUGCUUCGUUUGUCAGAGUUCCUGUUUGGCUUGAACGAUGAGAGCUGACUCGGCGCGUUUCAUACACUAGACAAUUUGAUCUAACCUUUACUCGUGAGCUUAAUCUGGCUUUCCAUGUCUUGGAGAGAGAACGCUGGGACACUUAUUGGAGCGCUAAUCGAACGAGGUCACAUGGAUCAAAAGCAUCUUUUAAUAACAAAAUUGUGCUUCUUGCUGUCAAAAUAAAAGAAAUCGCUGUUGAAUACAACGGUUUUAUUGACAGAUUGCUGGUGAAGUACGUUUUGUUUUGCUUUAGAGCCCCUAAAUAACUUCCAAAAAUACAAAGAGUGAGCGCGCAGUUUUUUCCCGGUGUUUCCCACAUUUCCGGUAGAAUGCGUGACGCCACCGGUCUUCAUAUGACGUCAUGGAGAAGUAAGCUCUCGAUUGGUCGAUGUACGAGGUAUAUCAGUUGCCAGUUGUCUACUACCCGGCUUUGCCUGCCUUGUCUUGUAUUAUUAAAAUAAUAAUUGUUGGUGUUUGUCGUCCCGAAACCACGAUAUGAUUAUGAGAGACGC